Molecule: messenger RNA, 1447 nt
Organism: Pieris brassicae (large cabbage white)
Lineage: Eukaryota; Metazoa; Arthropoda; Insecta; Lepidoptera; Pieridae
Exons: 3
Coding region: 156-713 (185 amino acids)
Source: RefSeq, a predicted model, not a curated record
AGUAAUCAAAUGUCUCUUGUCAAUUAGCAGAUUUAAUUUUGGCGCCAUUUUCACAUUUAAAUAUAGAAGCCUAAAAUCGCGAGCGAAUAGAAUUUAUGUGACAAUUGAAUACUGCGACUUGUAAAAUUUUGUUAAAUAUAAUCUAAUUUUUAAAAAUGAACGCUAUAAGUGAAACCUUCCUAAAUCACAGUUCAAAAGAAACAACAGUGUCGCAUCCCCCACAGUCAGAUACCGGAAAGAUAUUGGGACUUCUUCCAGUAAUUAUAUUAAUGUUACUAAUAUUCACAAGAUUAGUUUAUCUUAUUUACAAUGGAAGAGGACAAAAGACGCGAAAUCCACAACAGAGACGAGCGUAUAUGGGCUCACGGUCCACGACCACUGUUCCAGCAGUAGAGCCUACAAUCUACGUCAGCCCAGCCAAUCUACCUCCACCACCAAAAUAUGAGGCGAUGGCACCACCAAGCUACGAAGAAGUAGUUGGUAUUCACUACCCAGGCUACCAGCCUCCUGGCCAACCCAUCAACCAACCCAUUACGGCAGCACUAGCCACACAGAGCAAUACCAAUACAUCAGAUAGGUCAAAUAUUCCUAACGCUGAUACUAGGGUCGCAGGGGACUCAAAUAACCCUACGAAUGUUUCACAUACCAUCAUUAACAGCACAACAACGAUAACUACUGUUGAUGAAACACGACCAGUAGCCACUUCGUCGUGAUUAUGGAAAUAUUUUUAAUAUGGAUAAGGUAAAAUUCACCAAGAUUAUGUUAUAAUUUUGCGAUGUUUUUUAACCUUGGGCAAAUCUCUUUUGAUUUGAUUAUUGUUAAUUACUGCAUGGACCCAAUUUUUUAUCAUAUUGUCAGAUAAUCUUGGUAUUAUUUUACCUAAAGGCUCUGUAAACCUCACUAUGUGAUAUUUAAGAGGUUUAUUGUCUUAUGUAUUUGUUUAAAUGAGGUAUUGAUUUAAUACAAUACAAUUGAAAUUUCAAUACCUACUACCUCUUAUAUAUGGCAUUGAUGAUACAUUUUGAUAGAUGAACUUAUUAAAAUGUAAUUUAUGAAUGCCGCAGUGCCUAAGUUUGGCCUCUAGAGUCACUGUCUUUUUAGGGUCAUAUUCACAGUCGAGACUUAAAGCUUACUAUGGACUUAAGUAUGUCGAAAACGUAAUGGAAGUAAUUCUUAGCGAUAAGUCUCGACAUCCAGUAUUACCCUAGCAAGUAUUUCAGUCAAUGUUAACCAUAUUGAGGCUAAAACAAUUAUGUUAUAUAAAUAUUAACUACGUUUGAGAGAACAAUAAUAACUUUCAGUCUAUGAGGACGCAAGACUGAUUUUUAUUAAUUUCCCAAGUAUUAUUCGUAUACCGAUACGGGAGGACGUUUUGCAAUAUUUAUAAUAUAGUUAUUAAGGUCUAGAUGUAUAUUUUGUAAAAUAUCUAUUAUAUAUAAAAUAUAUU